Messenger RNA from Colletotrichum truncatum, 390 nucleotides. NCBI's taxonomy places the organism in Eukaryota, Fungi, Ascomycota, Sordariomycetes, Glomerellales, Glomerellaceae. The record is from RefSeq and is a predicted model, not a curated record.
AUGCAUUUCUCUACUGUUGGUAUCAUCGCGCUGCUGUGCGCUAGCGCCCAGGCCUGGGAAGUCACUGCUUACGACAAUGUCCGCGAUUGCAACGCUGACGACAACACCCGCUACCGAAUUAUCGGAGGCGCAUCUAACAACGAGAGAUGCUACACAUUUGACCAGGACAUGCCAGGCACCUCUUGCGCCGAAUUCCAGAGGGGCGGUGCCACACACAGCGGCUGCGUGUCGGGUUCGCUGCUCCCGCGGUCUGUUGUGUUCAAGGGUACUAGGUGCUCAGCCUUCAAUGAGCCCAACUGUCAGGGAAGCAAGUCGUUGCACACAGGCAACAUGAACGGCCGGUGGAGUUGCUCGAGUUUGGAAAGAUACGGUUGGGGCCCUAAACUCUAA